This is a messenger RNA of Colossoma macropomum (tambaqui), 1721 nucleotides long. Its product is annotated as coiled-coil domain-containing protein 106-like. Lineage: Eukaryota; Metazoa; Chordata; Actinopteri; Characiformes; Serrasalmidae. The record is from RefSeq and is a predicted model, not a curated record. The coding region runs from base 172 to 1104 and encodes 310 amino acids. The transcript is spliced from 5 exons. Gene Ontology annotation, cellular component: nucleoplasm.
GGGGCUUGUCGGUGUGCGAGUCCGGGUUUAAUCCGACUCUAAUGUGGUUGUACAGUGUAAUUGCUGUUUGGCGUUGUUUCCCAAUCUCGGCUGAAAGCUGAUGUGUAAGGACUGCAUGAGCUUCACCACUGUCAGCUGAAGACGGCGAAGCUGCUCCAGGCAGGAAGUGAGAUGUCCGCUCCGUGGCAGCAGCCUCUUGCUCCUUUCUCCACUGAAGUCCACAUCGACUCCAGCUCGCGGAGGAGGAAGGCCCGGUUAAGCUCACAGAACUGGAUGAAGCAGGAAGACGACGCCGAGGUCAUCCAGUGGCAGACCAUGACCUCGGGCGUGGGCAGUGACUCGGAGCAGGACAACACACCGAGCAGCGCCGUCUCCACUGUGACUCCAAUGGAGGGCUUGCCCCCAAGCGUGAUGCUGACCAUCACCAAGCUGCAGUGUCUGCUGGAGAGCAAACAGGAGAAGAUCGAGUCUCUGGAGCGGCAGGUGGAAGACCUGCAGCAAGACCGCAAGUUCCUCCGACAGCAGAUCGAGAACCUGACCAGCUCACGGUCCACCUCUGCUACUGAAGCAGGCAAGUCCAUCUACUCUGAGCCCAAAGCCCAUAAGAGGCAGAGGACGGCGUCCUCCAGCUCCAGCCUCGGCAACGAGAGCGGAUCAGACGGGUCGUUCUCUUCUGCGUCGUCAGCAGCCUCUGAGAAGAGGAGACGCCACAAAGAGAAGAAGAGAGGAAAGAAAGGCAAAGACUACGGCAGGAAGAGAGCGACGGGAGUUCAGUACGUCAUCCACCGCUACAAGCAGGUCCUCUCGGCCUUCAACAAAAAGAAGAGCAUGAGUGGGGCUUUCCGUCAUCACGGCAUCGACCGGAACACCAUCGCCAACACAGCCCCCAUAGCUGAGCUCCACCUGGCCGCUAAAGAGGCCGUGCCGCUGGUGGGUCAGUUCCGUCCACGAGAGGAGACACUAGUGAACUAUGCUCAGCGCUGUGCUCUGGCCAUCGAGACGGACGAGGAGCUGUCCAGGAAGAUCGAGCAGAUGAAGGCCAAUGGAGAGCUGCUGCCCAUCUCAGCUAAAAGAGCCAGGGUGCAUACAAUGCUUGGCCAGUAGAGGGCACUGUGAGACUGUGAAUCAGUAUUUCUCAGCCCUGGUGCUGGUGUGCCCCCUGCUCAUGCUCUUCCACAUCUUUAACCAAUCUGUUAAUUACAGGGUUUCUGCAGGUUUAAAUUUAAUUGAGUGAAAUUAAGACUUUAAAAAGUCUCUAAUGAUUGUAUUUUCUCUCCAAAUACCUUAGAAGGAAAUUCCAUCGAUUUUCAGAACUUCUGCAUAGUUCAGUCGCUCAAUAUAAGUCAUUCAGAGCGGUUUGGUGUAAAAUGCCCUGUUCUAGAGAAACUUAUAGACUCAGAACUGUUUGCAGUGGUGGCGAUAGGACCCAGACGUUCAAAGAGUUUAAUGCCUUUAAAAGCUCCCUCACAUGAAAUGGUUAUGAAUACACUGCCUGAUGUCUGAGACAGUGUUUCACAGUAGUUUUGUGCUAAAUUUUGGCUUGAAAUAUUUAAAAAAAAAUACACUCAAGGUUGGCGAGGUACAUGUAGGGUAUUAGAAGUUUUUAAAAAAUUGUGUAAUUUCCCUUUAACCUUUCCAACUGCUUGAGACCACCGGUGGUUCCAAAACGCACUUUGUCAUAUUCUUCAUAACUUUCAUAUUUCAUAAGCUACAUUCAAAAG